Messenger RNA from Drosophila santomea, 1604 nucleotides. RefSeq lists its product as uncharacterized. The transcript has 2 exons. Bases 121 to 1284 code for a protein of 387 amino acids. The record is from RefSeq and is a predicted model, not a curated record. Lineage: Eukaryota; Metazoa; Arthropoda; Insecta; Diptera; Drosophilidae.
ACUCACAUGCCUUUCCUAUUCCAUUCCAUUCCUUUAACCUACACAUCACACAACAAAUAAAUUCCUGAAAAUAAAGAUAAUUUUCGAUACCUGAAAUAUCUACACGAAAUUCGUUUAAGCAUGGCCGGAGAAACAGAGCAGUUAACGUUCCUAAGUGAACUACAAAAUAUUGGAGGUGGCGAGUUCAAGUCGGGAUACUGCCUAAAUGAAACACCUAUUCUGCCGCCAGUGAUGAAUGACUGGAAGAGACUGGAAAUGAUGCGGCUGCGCUUGAGUGCCUUGACCAAGGAAGCGGUCCAGAAGAGAAACCAGAUUACAUGUCCGGAACGAAAGGAUGCGUCUACCAGUACAAACACGCAACCAGGACUGGGUCCUCUGGUCAUAAUGGGUCGCUUCCGGCAAAAACUGGAGCAGUCGAAGACGAUGAUCUGUGAUCACACAGCCAACAUGGUCAUGCAGAUCUCUGCUCCGCCACUCAAGCCAAUUGGGAUUACUUCUCAACUGGUCAUGGAGGAUGCUUCUCUGGCUCCGCCGCAAAGAGCUGUUGUCAAGGUGACGCCCGUGAGAUUGGCCACAGCACAAAGUGGUUGGGUAACCAAGUUGGAUCCACCGAAGGCGGAGAACCCCAGGCCACAGGAGAAGGUCGUGGAAGCACUUCAUCGGUGCACCAGUAGUCCUGAUCUCGUGAAGCUUCAUCACCAAAUGUGGCGCAGAGAUCCCAUUCCACAGCUAACUUUGCCUAUAAAGAGUGAGCUGCAAAUUGGACAGCAUCUGGAGAAGAAGCCAACUAACAAGCCUACGACAAGCAGGAUUCCCAGUCGAAUCCCGAAGCUGAUUACCAGCCAAGUGACCAACAAUGCCAAUGCCACCAAAACCCAGAGUGCCUACCAAGCCCGACGCAGCUACGAUGCCAAAGUGGCUGCCAAGCGAAGCAGUCAGGUGAGCAAAGGCCAGGCAUCCGCAGUCAAACAGAAAGCGCCACCUAAUACCAAGCACUUGAGUGUGCCGAAAAGCAUCAGGACGCCGGUGCCGGAAUGUAAGAGACCAGGAUUUGUGCAGGACGAACUGCAGCUUCAGAAGAACCUCUUCAAGUCGCUGAUGAUUCGCCAGGCGGAGGAGAGCAGGCGCAUCCAAGCCAAAAUGCAACAGCAGCACCAGGGUCUCAUCGCCAGCAUGAUGAGCGAUCUCGACCACGCCGUGGAGAUCUCGAAUGACAUCCAGUCCAGGGCAUUGCACAUGGACUCCAGCCCCUCCAGCAACUCCAGCGAUCCCAGCCAGAAUUAGUCCAACCAUACGCAGAUGAACUUUCAAAAUUGUUAAACGUUCAUCCGGGAACGGAGUAGGGCGAUAGUAGAGUGGAUCAGGAACAGACGGGAAAAACAUAUUACUCAAUCCUCCGCCAAGAAUUUUCAAUUCGUUGCCCUCUUUAAUGGAUAUUGAAAAUUCUUGAUUGGAGCACUUGGAAUUGGAGCCGCAAUCGAAUUUUCAGUUCGCGCAAGAACUGCAUUUUUUCGUUUGGGGUGCGACAAAUCUGUUUGUAUUAUAUUUCAUGUGGGUGUUCUCCUGCUUUUCAAUUUCAACACGGCGUUGCAAAAAACAAGAAA